UCUGAGGCCAUGGGAUCAUUAAAGGUUUGUUCCGAUGCGACCAAUUGGAGGUCUUGAUUUGUCUCAUGUGAAGUAGGCCUAAGAAAAGAGCCUUGUGGAGUUCCCCUGCAUUUUUAGAAUAUUCUAAUUAAAGAGACAGAUCUGUUGAUGACUAUUAAUCAAAGAUAUCUUCUUCUUUUGUUAUUUUUAGUCAGGAUGUGGAGACGUUGGCGAGAAUAUUGCAAAACCAUGUUCAACAAUGUGUAUCAUCGGAUCUGCACCAAUCUGACUUAAUUUUCAUCCAUUCUUAUCAUCUUUGUCUGAUCUUGCUAUGGGACUUGCUCUGUUUUCCUCUGAUGGCAAACUAAUUUGGAAGGGGAGCACACAAACUGGCAAAAGACGCCCCCAGGAAGAAGCCACAAUGAAGCACAGCGGUGGGAACCAAGCCUGCUAUGUUCUUGGUCAAAAGACCCCAAGCAUCCGAGAUCUCUACUCGUUGGGACACAAACUAGGUCAAGGACAGUUUGGGACGACUUACAUGUGCAAAGAGAUCUCAACAGGGCGUGAAUACGCAUGCAAGUCUAUAACAAAACGAAAGUUGAUAUCAAAGGAAGAUGUGGAAGACGUACGCAGGGAAAUUCAAAUCAUGCACCAUCUGGCUGGCUACAAGAACAUUGUCACCAUUAAAGGUGCUUACGAGGAUCCAUUGUAUGUUCACAUCGUGAUGGAGCUUUGCUCAGGUGGGGAAUUGUUUGACAGAAUUAUCCAGAGAGGACAUUACAGCGAGAGAAAAGCAGCUGAGCUGAUAAAGAUCAUCGUUGGUGUUGUUGAGGCUUGCCAUUCGCUUGGUGUCAUGCAUAGAGAUCUAAAGCCCGAAAAUUUCUUGUUGGUUAACAAGGACGACGACUUCUCUCUCAAAGCCAUUGAUUUUGGGCUUUCCGUGUUCUUCAAACCAGGUCAAAUAUUCGAGGAUGUGGUUGGAAGUCCGUAUUAUGUUGCUCCUGAGGUUCUGCUCAAGCACUACGGACCCGAGGCUGAUGUGUGGACCGCAGGGGUCAUACUGUACAUAUUGGUGAGCGGAGUCCCUCCGUUCUGGGCAGAAACACAGCAAGGGAUAUUUGAUGCAGUGCUGAAGGGACAUAUUGACUUUGACUCCGACCCUUGGCCCCUAAUAUCCGACUCUGCAAAAAACUUGAUCCGUGGCAUGCUAUGUUCCCGGCCCUCUGAGCGACUGACAGCUCAUCAAGUAUUGCGCCAUCCUUGGAUCUGUGAAAAUGGAGUUGCGCCAGACAGAGCACUAGAUCCUGCUGUGCUUUCUCGUCUUAAACAGUUCUCUGCGAUGAAUAAACUAAAGCAGAUGGCUUUACGGGUAAUAGCUGAGAGUCUCUCGGAGGAAGAAAUUGCUGGACUGAAGGAAAUGUUCAAAGCAAUGGACACGGAUAACAGUGGAGCGAUUACGUUUGACGAGCUGAAAGCCGGGUUGCGAAGAUAUGGUUCAACCCUCAAGGAUACUGAGAUUCGUGACCUUAUGGAGGCUGCAGAUAUUGACAAGAGUGGGACCAUAGAUUAUGGUGAAUUCAUUGCUGCAACAAUCCAUCUGAACAAAUUAGAGCGUGAAGAACAUCUUCUGUCAGCCUUCAGGUACUUUGACAAAGAUGGGAGCGGUUACAUCACUAUCGAUGAGCUACAGCACGCAUGUGCUGAACAGGGAAUGAGUGAUGUCUUUCUAGAAGAUGUGAUCAAGGAAGUCGACCAAGACAAUGAUGGAAGGAUUGACUACGGGGAGUUUGUAGCUAUGAUGCAGAAAGGCAUUGUUGGAAGAACAAUGAGGAAAAGCAUAAACAUGAGCAUCAGGAACAAUGCCGUCUCGCAGUGAGAAGCAAGCAAUCUCACGAUUAUGUACAGUCGUUUUUGAUAGAGCUGAACGAAGAUAUGCAAAAGCUACAAAGCUCUGCAGAAAUAUGGUU
This is a messenger RNA of Arabidopsis thaliana (thale cress), 1946 nucleotides long. RefSeq names its product calcium-dependent protein kinase 26 (gene CPK26). Gene Ontology annotation, molecular function: calcium ion binding; protein serine/threonine kinase activity; protein kinase activity. The record is from RefSeq and is marked reviewed. Bases 311 to 1855 code for a protein of 514 amino acids. The transcript is spliced from 10 exons. NCBI's taxonomy places the organism in Eukaryota, Viridiplantae, Streptophyta, Magnoliopsida, Brassicales, Brassicaceae.